AGCAAACAGUGAAGUCGCCGAAGACAGAGCUAACAGAGUUGGGAUCUCCACGGCCGCGGGGAGCGUGCGGAGCCCUGGCCGCGUUGUCACCGCCCAGACCGCUGCCCCCGCGCCGAGGAGCUUGCUCCCCCCUUUCACCGUACCCAGCCCGCCUUUUUCUUUCUUUUUCUUCUUUUUCUGAUCUCAUAGCUUAGUGUGGAACUCCCUGUGAACUUUUCUUUCGCUCUUUCUUUCUUUCUUUCUUUUUUUUUUUUUUCUUUUCUUUUUUUUGACGUUAAAAGCUAUCUUGUGUCUAUGAGGGCUGCGUCCCUGGGCCAUGUAGCCAGCGGGGGACCCGGGGACUUCAGACUCCGCAGCGGCGCUGUUGUGUAUGGAGCUCCCGGCGGGGGCUGAGCGUGCAGGCUCGCCCCCAACACGCCGCCCAGGCCAUGGCCCCAUGAGUGCGCGCCGAGCCGCGGCCGGCCGCCCCCCGGGACUGAGUGGGGCGGGAGCGGCGCGGGGCGGCGGCCCGGGAGCGCGGAGGGCCGAGUACUAUGGCUGUGUACUGCUAUGCCCUCAACAGCCUAGUGAUCAUGAAUAGCGCCAACCAGGCCCCGAGCGGCCCCCGGCCCAGCGGCAGCGAAACGCCCCCGGAGCCGGGGAGGGCGGUGCUGAGCCCUGGCAGCGUGUUCAGCUCCGGCAGAGGCCCCGCUUUCCUCUUCCCCCCAGCCGAGUCGCUGUCCCCUGACGAUCCAGGGAGCCCCGGGAGCUGGCGAGGUGGCCGGCGUCGGCUCAACAGCAGCAGCGGCAGCAGCGUGGGCAGCCCGAGCUGGGCGGGUCGCCAGAGAGGGGACGUGCAGCAGGUGGUGACGGCCGGCGCCCUGGCCCCCUCGGGCCCAGAGGAGGCUAAGAGGAAGCUGCGACUCCUGCAGCGCGAAUUGCAGAACGUGCAGGUGAACCAGAAGGUGGACUUGUUCGAGGCGCACAUCCAGGCACAGAGCUGCUCCGCCAUCCCGGCGCCCCGCAGCCCAGGGCUGUGCAGGGCCCGCUCGCCCUCGCCCUCGCCCUCUCCCGGCCCCGCCCGCAGCAGCAGCCAGCCCCCAGCGAGAGUCCUGGCUCAGACUGGGGAGCGCAGGACCAAGUCCUGGGGCGAGCAAUGGCCAGGGACCUCGGAGUCCGGCCCCGGGAGAAGAGGGGCACCCGUCUUGUGCCUUUGGAAGGACAAGGAAGGAGGGGCACCUCUGCCCAUCUCAACCGAAUCUCCAGCUCCAGGGGCGCAGGGCCCAGCGCUACCGGUCAGGACAGAGAAGGGGAGCCCUGCUAGGCUCCAUUCUGGCACUACUGUAACCAUGGAAAAUGACAAGAGGGUCUCUCUGUCUUUGGCGACUCCUAGCUGCCAAGGUCUCCCUUCCUUGGGGCUGGCGACAGUGAACCCAGCAGUGACCACAGAGGUGCCAGCGAAAGCCACACACCCCCAGCUGCAAGGCACUGUCCUCCCUGAGUGGGCAGAGGGGGUGCGCGAGCUUAGGGGUGCGCACCCUGGAGCGAUCCUGCUGGGUACUCAGGGACCUUCUUCGGGCAGAGAAACAAACCCAGCCCCAGAGCUGGGUGGGCCCCGCAGUGGUGGAGAGCCCCCUGGGAAGGUGGGGGGAGGAAAUCUGCCUGGUGGAAUGCGGGGUUCUGGGGAACCCGAAGUGGGCCAAAGGCCAGGGGCGACCACUAUGAACGCGCCAGAGCCAUCAGAGGCCGGGAGCUGGCUCAGGACCCCAGGAGACCUGGACUCAGCGAAUCCCGAGGUGACUCCCAGUGGAACCCCAGUGGUUGGAGGGCCUCAGCAGAGCCUCCAGAGAGUACAAGAAGGGUCUCCCACUCCAGGCUUGCUGGGGGGCAGCCAGCAGGCACAGCCGGGAGCCCGGGAAGUAGAGGCGGGAAUUUCCUGUGGCAGAAUGCUGGAGCCUGUUCGCUGUUGGGGACCCAGGACCCAAGAGCUGGCAGAAGCCCUGUGCCUUCCUGCGGACAGGAUGGACCUGCAUGUGGCCUCCAGGACCUGGCUGGAUCCUGUGGAGGAAACAGGUCUGGUGUGGACGUGUGGCAUGGGGGUACAGGCAGAGGGGACUUGGGAAAGCCAGCCACAGGACAGAGACCCCAGCCGCCCCCCAGAACUGCUGGCCCUGGGACCCACGAACAAGCCUCUCCCUAGAGAGGGCAGCAGCCACAGUAAUAUCCCUGCGGUCAUCAUCACAGACAUGGGAGCCCCAGAGGGAGCCCUGGACGAACCUCAGGGGAGCCCCCUGGGCAGCCUGCCCCUGAGGAAAUUGUCCUCCUCCUCCGCCUCCUCCACUGGCUUCUCCUCCUCCUAUGAUGACUCUGAGGAGGACAUAUCCAGUGACACUGAACGCACCCUCGAUCCCAACUCAGCCUUCCUGCAUACCCUGGACCAGCAGAAACCCAGAGUGAGCAAAUCAUGGAGGAAAAUAAAAAACAUGGUGCACUGGUCUCCCUUUGUCAUGUCCUUCAAGAAGAAGUACCCCUGGAUCCAGCUGGCCGGACAUGCAGGGAGCUUCAAGGCAGCUGCCAAUGGCAGAAUCCUGAAGAAGCACUGUGAGUCAGAGCAGCGCUGCCUGGACCGGCUGAUGGCUGAUGUGCUGCGGCCCUAUGUGCCUGCCUACCACGGGGACGUGGUGAAGGACGGGGAGCGCUACAACCAGAUGGAUGACCUGUUGGCUGACUUUGACUCGCCCUGUGUCAUGGACUGCAAGAUGGGUGUUAGGACCUACCUGGAGGAGGAGCUAACCAAGGCCCGGAAGAAGCCCAGCCUCCGGAAAGACAUGUACCAGAAGAUGAUUGAGGUGGACCCUGAGGCCCCAACUGAGGAGGAGAAGGCGCAGCGGGCAGUGACCAAGCCGCGGUACAUGCAGUGGCGGGAGACCAUCAGCUCCACGGCCACGCUCGGCUUCCGGAUCGAGGGCAUCAAGAAAGAAGAUGGAUCCGUGAAUCGUGACUUUAAGAAGACCAAGACGCGGGAGCAGGUGACAGAGGCUUUCCGAGAGUUCACUCAAGGCAACCCCAACAUCCUGAUCACCUACCGGGACCGGCUGAAGGACAUCCGAGCCACCCUAGAAAUAUCUCCCUUCUUCAAGUGUCAUGAGGUGAUUGGCAGCUCGCUCCUGUUCAUCCACGACAAGAAGGAGCAGGCCAAGGUGUGGAUGAUCGACUUCGGGAAGACCACACCGCUGCCAGACGGCCAGACGCUGCAGCAUGACGUCCCCUGGCAGGAGGGCAACCGCGAGGACGGCUACCUAUCGGGCCUCAACAACCUCAUUGACAUCCUGACUGAGAUGUGCACAGGCGCCCCGCUCGCCUGAGACCCCUUCGACCCAGAACCCCUUCUCUCCCUCCUCCCCCCUUCUUUCCCUUCUUGCUCCAUUCUCCCUGCACUUAUACCUGGCUCAAACCCCGGGCUGACCCUCCCGAGCUGCACUACAAGAUACUUUGUAGAGGAGUCAACUUCUAACUACUCCCCCAAAUGAAGGGUUGUCUUCUGGGGGCUCAGAGAUCUGGAGGGAAGCUCAGGUGUGAGGGUUGGGGAGAGGGGGCUGGAUGCAGAGCGCACCCUAACUUCUGAGUCCGCAGCCUCUGGCCAGGAUACUGAUAGAGGCCGGCUGCCCCCUGGUGGCCGGUACUGUUAGCACCACCCGCCACCGAGCACACCCUUUAUCUGGGGCGGCUUCCCUAUCUUUGGCCAGGCUCCAUGGUGGUCUGGGCACAAAAUCACUAGGAGCCACACAUCGACUAUGAGGAGAGUACUCCCUGCUUAGAACCCAGAGGCCCCUUCUGCAGAGUCACUAAGGCAGGGGACAACUCCCACCUCUACCCCCCCACACACACACACACAAUUCAUCUUGUUUCAAACUCCUCCAGCUUAGGAUCGGAGUGACCUGGCUGUGCUCACUGGCCCAGGUCCCCAAAGUGACAUUUGUCAUCCUGAUGCCACUCCACCCCCACAGCCACUGAUGCAGAGCCAGAGGAGGGAGGGAGACCCUCCUCAGUGCCACACAGGCUUCAAGCAGUGACAGACAGGGCCGCAGGUUAGCACCCCAUGGGGAAGGGGCCUGGGACCGGAUCCCUGGCAUCAUAACUGCCCCCCUAAAACAGAGCUGAUGGUCUCGAGCCUGGUGUGUAGGGCAUGGGGCUGUUCCUGGCCCCUCCUGCAGCAUCUCUUAAGUUUCUGGAAGCUUCAUAGGGAGUCAUUCCAAGCCUUGUUUUCAUUGCCUAGCAAGGUUGUCCGAAUCUUUGAGAAAAAUGUACAGUCUGUCUUUAAAAAGAUUUAAGAAACAAAACUUCCAGCUCUGGCCAUGAACUUGCCCCCCCCCCCUAGGCUGACUGACAGAUGCUGAGACCCCUGUUCCUUGAGAGCUCUUUCUAGAAUGUGGUAGGCACAGUGCCUGCCAGGGGUGUGUGCCUUCAGGCCCCAGUCUCAGACAGGGCCACCACCCCCCAUAACAGCUCUGGAGGCUCCUGGGGGAGCAGUUGGCUCUUCCACAUGCCACUUGCUUUUCUCCUUUGCUGUUGCGGGGGGGGGGGGGGGGCCUGUGAGGACAGGCAAGUACUGACUUAAAAAAAAAAAAAGGAAAUCGUUUUUCAACUCCUGGCUGGUGUUCAAAAGGGUGGUGAGCUCCUGUGUGGGUUGACAGCUAAAGGUCACGCCCUCCACCCCCGCUGAGCCAGUCCUUGUGACAGCACAUGACCCUGUGAGGAGUACAGCCUGCCCAGGUUCCCCCACAAUUUCUUGCUUCUCUCAUGGGGGAUGGGGCAGGGCAGGGAGAGUCCCAGUCCAGACACAGGUCCUGUCCCAGUGGGCCAGCCACAAGCCAUCCCUUCACUCUCUCCAGGGAAGAAGUUCACUAAAGCAAGUGCAUGCUCUGAACAAAACUUACAGGGGACCAGCUUCACCAGCUGAAGAGAACAAACUCACCAGAACACUUUAAGCUGGCACCAGCUGUCUGUGGAUCACGUGCCUGCUGAGCCAAUGGAUUUGCUUUGGGCUCACGUGAAUAUGUGAAAGUGGCAUCAAGUAGCAUCUUUUCGGAAUCAUUUUCAUUACUUAGGGGCUUGGGCUGGGGGCAGGGGAGAGGCUUGUAUUUACCAUGCUGUUCUCUUCCACACUUGCUGUCCCUCCCAUCACUUCCUUGGACCCUGGCUCACUCCACCCCAGUCUGAGUGGGAUGGAUGGAUCAAAUGGAAAGUUCCAGAAACCCCAUCCCAGAAAGGAACUCAGUGGGUCCUGGCCAGGCUGGAGGGUGGGAGAGCUGCGUGCACCUGAGCACAGGUGAGUGGCCCCCCUCUGUGGGUGCUGCCCUUGGAGAGAAAUGGUGGUGGCACAGAGGGGAGGGGUCUUGGUGUUCAGCACUGCUUAGCAUCAAGGGAAGGAUUCUCAGCCACCUUCCCCAGACUUGCCGUUAGUGUCAUGUUUGACGUUAUUAAGUUAUAUUUAUUUUGUUGGUUUUUUUUUUUAAUUGCACAAAACACUAAGACUGAAAGACUAGGUUCUGUCGCUCCUGAACCCCCCCCCAUGCACACACACACACACACACACACACACACAUACAUAUACUCCUCUCGUGCUGGGGAGCUGGGGCAAGAGCCCAGGAGCAGCCCUGACUCCUCAAGAUGGAACCUUCUCCAAGCUGUAUUUAGCUUUGACUUUCUGCAUCCGGUCAACCGUGAGUGUAUAUAAUAACCAAGUCCUUGAUUGGGGAAGGAGCAGGGCGUUCACCCCAGGCCAAGUGCCUUUUCUGGAGGAGGAGACUCCCCAGUGGAUUUCCCUCCCUCUGCACCCCUCCCUGUGACACCUUGGAGGAAAUGGAACUGUUACAGUCCCCUCACACCACUCCCUGCGCUGUGCCUGUCAGAUAGACUGCAGCAACUCUGUACUUUCUAAAUAAAGACCUUGGAUCCUG
This is a messenger RNA of Erinaceus europaeus (western European hedgehog), 5939 nucleotides long. It is a transcript of the gene ITPKB, whose product is annotated as inositol-trisphosphate 3-kinase B. Gene Ontology annotation, molecular function: inositol tetrakisphosphate kinase activity; inositol-1,4,5-trisphosphate 3-kinase activity. Lineage: Eukaryota; Metazoa; Chordata; Mammalia; Eulipotyphla; Erinaceidae. The record is from RefSeq and is a predicted model, not a curated record. The transcript has 8 exons. Gene Ontology annotation, cellular component: cytoplasm; nucleus. Bases 534 to 3344 code for a protein of 936 amino acids. Gene Ontology annotation, biological process: inositol phosphate biosynthetic process.